CAGAGACGUAGAGAGACUGACAGUGGGACAGAUCUCAGCUCAUCUCUUUCACAAGCGCAAACGAUUCCGAAACUUACAACAGGGUUCCUUCGGAGCACCAGGAAUGUUUUAACAUCUUUGUUUUUUCCGCUUUCUCUGAUUCAGAUUUUGUGGUGUGUUUUAUAUCUCUGUGGUGUCUGAACUGUUUAAUCUGGGACAGCUUGUUCCAGGACGAGUCUGUGUGCGGACAUGUGGAGUAUGAAACUACAAGUGUUUGACGAGUUAACACGGAGCACCGAGCGGAUACGAUGAGCUUUGGCGAUGCAGCACAGCCCGGGAAUGCGCGAUGAUAUUACGGAGCGCAACGCAAGUUUUCUGCUCAACAAAAGCGCGAACAACUCAUGGGCUGACAUCCCGGAACGGAGCGACUUGGUGAGCGAUGGCUCAGCCGUUCUGCGCAUCCUCAUCUCCACUAUUUACUCGGUCGUGUGCGCGCUCGGUUUGGUCGGUAACCUUCUCGUGCUGCACCUCAUGAAGGCUAAACACGCGUGGAAAAAGUCGUCCAUUAACCUGUUCGUGACCGGGCUUGCGGUGACCGACUUCCAGUUCGUGCUCACGCUGCCGUUCUGGGCGGUGGAGAACGCCUUGGAUUUUACGUGGCCUUUUGGCAGGGCAAUGUGCAAGAUCGUGUCGUAUGUCACAGCUACCAGUAUGUACGCCAGCGUGUUUUUCCUGACUGCCAUGAGUGUGGCGAGGUACCGCUCCGUAGCGUCAGCGCUUAAGAGUGGACGCAGGCGCAAGCGCCCGUCUGCGCGCUGCGUCAGCGCCGUGAUCUGGACGACAGCAGUCGUGGCCGCGUUGCCACAUGCCAUUUUCUCUACCACAGCCACUGUGUCCAACGAGGACCUGUGCUUGGUCAAGUUCCCCGAUCGCAACGGCGACGCGCAGUUCUGGCUAGGACUCUAUCACCUCCAGAAGGUGCUACUCGGUUUUCUGGUGCCUUUUGUGAUCAUCUCAGUGUGCUACCUGCUACUGCUUCGUUUCGUAACCCACAAGCGUGCCAACGCGUCGGGCGCAAGAAGGCGCUCCAAAGUGACAAAAUCUGUAACCAUCGUGGUGCUGUGCUUCUUCUUGUGCUGGCUGCCUAACCAGGCAUUAACAACUUGGGGUAUCUUGAUUAAGCUGAACGCCGUGCACUUCAGCUACGAGUACUACACGGCGCAGGUUUACGUGUUCCCCGUGACCGUGUGCCUAGCGCACUCCAACAGCUGCCUCAACCCGCUUCUCUACUGCCUCAUGAGGAGAGAGUUCAGGAGAGCGCUCAAGGAGCUCUUUUGGCAGAUCGCAUCACCCUCCACUACAAACACGCGACCCUUCACAGCUUGCAGCAAACCAGAUCCUGAGAAACAGGCGCGCUCUGUACUGCCACUCAGCACACCCGAACCUGGCCUUGUCUUCUACCCACCAGGGGUUGUGAUGUAUAACGGGAGAAAUGACCUACUGCCGAACAGUACGUAGACUAUACACAACAACAAAACAGCUCAAAUGUUCUUGGAAGAUGUUUUAAGCGUUAUUGUUGGUUGACUCAGUAACAGAACCAUUAAGAAGACAUCCAGAAAUCCCUAUUAUGAAACAGAGCUGUAUUUGAACCUGAACUCAAAGUGGCUGCAUGGGGGACAUCAACACGUUUAACUGCAUGUCAGAAGUAUGCAAAUUUACA
This is a messenger RNA of Tachysurus vachellii, 1699 nucleotides long. It is a transcript of the gene rxfp3, whose product is annotated as relaxin family peptide receptor 3. The record is from RefSeq and is a predicted model, not a curated record. The coding region runs from base 301 to 1497 and encodes 398 amino acids. Gene Ontology annotation, molecular function: G protein-coupled receptor activity. Gene Ontology annotation, biological process: G protein-coupled receptor signaling pathway; immune response. The transcript has a single exon. Gene Ontology annotation, cellular component: membrane. Lineage: Eukaryota; Metazoa; Chordata; Actinopteri; Siluriformes; Bagridae.